Arachis stenosperma is the source of this 2103-nucleotide messenger RNA. RefSeq lists its product as uncharacterized. The record is from RefSeq and is a predicted model, not a curated record. The transcript has a single exon. Bases 1 to 2103 code for a protein of 700 amino acids. NCBI's taxonomy places the organism in Eukaryota, Viridiplantae, Streptophyta, Magnoliopsida, Fabales, Fabaceae.
AUGGCUAGUGAUGAGAGUUUUGUGGUGUUGGUUCACCACAGAGGAUCGAUUAAGAGAAAGACACGUUCCGGUGUGAAGUUCACUGAUAAGGAUCCUCUCUGUAUUAUCGUGAGGCCUACGGUAAGGUACGAUGACCUUGUUAGCACUGUGCUGAUGAAACUGGGUCUGGAUGGUGUGAAAUGGGUUAAGAAGUUCUUCUAUCGCAUUUCGAUCAUGGUGCUCCAAGAUACCAUGAAGUAUGAUUAUUUCACGAUCGGGAGUGAUGAGGACUUACAGGUCAUGUUUCAAUGUCGCUGUCAGUUUCCGGAAGUGAAGACACCAGAGCUGUUGGCAAAGUUAGUUGAUGUGGUAUCGAGCUCGGGGGGUUCGAACCGGAAUACCACCACUUUAGCCACGGUAGCCGGUUCUAGCUCCAGACCUGCCGUUGUUUUUACCUCUGUCCCUGCAUAUGAGCCACUCGUCCAGCCUGUCGCCUUCCCUUCCUUCGCUGCUGAUCUCAACGGCAGUAUAGGCGAUGAGGUUGGAACAGGAGAAUUUCGGUUGACCUCUUUACAGUGUGCUGCACCGGGUGGUGUUGGAGAGCAAUUUUUGGAUGAUCCAGAGGAUGAUGAUGUCGAGCCGGAUAUGAUUGCUGAUGACAGUGGCGAUGAUAUCGGAGCGAGUGAUCCUGCUGGGGCGGGAGGUGGUUCUAGCUCUGGCACACAACAAUACCCUCCACAUUUUUCAUCCUUGGACUUGGAUGCCAUGAGGCAAGAGGGGGUUCCGGGGAAGCCUGCUGGGUUUGGCGCUAGGGAUGCGGAAGGGUCUCCAGGUCUGACAAAGUUCCAUGUUGGUAAGCAAUUUCAGGACAAAAAUGAGGCCCUGUUAAGUGUGAAGACUUACAGCAUCCGCCGAGGGGUACAGUACAAGGUAGUGGAGUCCGACUAUCGCCGAUAUGUGGGCAAGUGUUCUAAGUUCGGGAAUAAGUGCACAUGGUUGAUUCAGCUGAGUCUCCAGCAGCGCAAGGGCAUUUGGGAGGUCAAACGGUACAAUGGACCUCAUACGUGUCUGGCUACCUCAAUCUCCAGUGACCACAGGAGUUUGGAUUAUCAUGUGAUAUCGGCAUUCAUUAUGCCAAUGGUUAGGGCUGAUGCAUCCGUCAGCAUCAAAGUGCUCCUAAAUGCCACGGCUGCACACUUUGGGUUUAGGCCGACGUACAGGAGGGUUUGGCUGGCGAAGCAAAAGGCUGUUGCCCUCAUCUAUGGUGACUGGGAUGAGUUGUACAAUGAGCUCCCUAGGUGGGUGUUAGGAGUCCAGUUGACGAUGCCUGGUACUGUUGCAGUCCUUAGGACGAGCCCUGUUCGAGUUGGUGGACAGCUGGACGAGUCUCGAGCUUAUUUUCACAGACUGUUUUGGACGUUUCCACCGUGUAUCGAGGCAUUCCGUCAUUGCAAGCCGCUGGUUAGUAUUGACGGCACCCAUCUGUAUGGCAAGUAUGGGGGAACGUUGCUUGUGGCUAUUGCACAGGACGGGAACUCCAACAUACUCCUUGUUGCAUUCGCACUAGUAGAGGGUGAGAAUGCUGAGUCCUGGUCCUUCUUUCUCUCUCACCUGCGACAGCACGUGACACCGCAGCCGAGUCUGCUGGUUAUAUCAGACAGGCAUAACGGCAUCAAGGUCGCGCUUGAGACUCCUGACGGAGGCUGGUUACCUCCAGCUGCAUACCGGGCAUGCUGCAUUCGACAUGUAGCGGCAAAUUUCGCCCUAACCUUCAAGGGCAAAGACGCAAGGAGGCUUCUUGUCAACGCGGGGUAUGCAAAGACCGAGGUAGAGUUUGAUUACUGGUUUGAUAUUCUGCGGUCUGAAGACCCAGCAAUGUGUGACUGGGCGAACCGGAUUGAGUAUUCCUUGUGGACACAGCAUCGUGAUGAGGGGCAGAGAUUCGGACACAUGACGACGAAUAUCUCUGAGUGUGUGAACUCAAUCCUGAAGGGUGUCAGAAACCUCCCUGUGUGCUCGCUGGUGAAGGCAACAUACGGAAGGCUUGCCGAACUAUUUGUUCGCAAGGGGAGAGAGGCUGAGGCCCAGCUCGGAACCGGACAACAAUUUAGUCAGCACUGGUGA